Messenger RNA from Tetrahymena thermophila SB210, 2874 nucleotides. RefSeq names its product transmembrane protein, putative. Gene Ontology annotation, cellular component: nucleus. Gene Ontology annotation, biological process: reciprocal meiotic recombination. The transcript is spliced from 9 exons. Gene Ontology annotation, molecular function: double-stranded DNA binding. NCBI's taxonomy places the organism in Eukaryota, Ciliophora, Oligohymenophorea, Hymenostomatida, Tetrahymenidae. The record is from RefSeq and is a predicted model, not a curated record.
AUGACAAACUUUGUAAAAAGAAUUCUUACAAAGCUUGAUAUAUUUGGCUCUAAUGUAGGCUUAAACUAUAAUAAGAAUAAUAUGUUCUAAACAUCAAUAGGAGGCAUUUUGAGUAUCUGCUUUUGUGUGCUUAUUGGAGUUUUUUUUUGGAGCAAUAUUUUAGCUUUUUUGAGAAAAGAUCAAGUGUUUUCAAAUACUGUCAAAACAUAUUGGACCAACCCUUCACCAAUAAAUCUGAAUGCAAACAAAUUCAUGUUUGCAGUUAAAAUUUAAUAAACUAAUUUCAUUGGUUAGCCUUAUCUAAAUAUCAGUUUACAAACUAGAGAUUACGAAAACUUUGAAAAUGGAACCCAAAUCUAAAACAAAUUUAAUCAGUUUUUGGAACCUUGUACCCUUGAGCAUUUCUCUCAACUCCCAUCUCAUGGAAUAAAUUGGACAGAAACUUUCUUUAAAAUAAAUUUUACAGAUUUUUUGUGCCCUUAAUUAAAUUACAACUUCACUCUUGGAGGAAAUUAUAAUAGUCCUAAUUUCUAUCAUUGGAAAAUUACUGUAAGUAAAUGUUAAAAUAAUAGCUUGCCAGAUGCACUAUGGAAACCAAAAUGUGCUCCUUAAGACAUAAUUAAUAAUUACUUUUAGCAGAACUAAAAUGUGAGGCUUUAAAUUUAUACAACCAAUUUUAUAAUGAAUCCUUUGCAAAGUACAGACUAUGUCACAAGUUUUAUAGAGGACUCUAUUAUAUUUUCUAUUUAAUAAAAUGUUGCUUAUACUACUGCAGAUAUAUUUUUCACAGAAUCAACUGUUUCAACUGAUUAGAGUCUGAUUCCUUUUAAAGAUAUUCAAAAUGAAUAAUAUUUGACAUAUUCUUUUGGUAACCUUAGAUAAUAGUAUGUAAUUGGCAACUAAUCUACAGUUUUUGGAGAUUUUUAUAUUAGAAAAGACAAUAUGGCUUACACAUAUAAUAGGUAUUUUUUGAAAGUUGGUGAUAUACUUUCAUACAUAGGAGGAUUUACUCAAGUAUUCAUUUUAGUAACUGCUAUUAUUGUAAACUAUUAUAAUGAUUACAUGUAUUCUAUUUCAUUGGCUAAUAAAAUUUAUGAUUUUGAAUUUGAGCUUGAUAAGGAUGCUGAAAUUGACAAAAACAAGAAAUAAAAUAAUCGGGGAACUAUUAAAGGCUUAAAAGAUAAAAAAUCUGCUUUUUAUGGAAAAUCAAAAAUGGGUCAAGUGUAAGUAAUAGAAGAAAAAUAAGAAAAUGAAGUGGAUAUUUCUGAUACUUCUUCAAUAAAAAAUCAUCAUAACUAAAAUAAAGAACUAAAACCAGAUAUAGAUAAGUUUAAACAAAUAUAAACAUAGGCUAAUAGUGAGUAGAUUAAAAUAGAGAUUCCUACUGUAAAUGCCAAACAAGAUAAACCAAAUAAUGAAAUUUUUUAAGACAGAAAGAAGAAGAACAAAAAAAUCACAAAAAGAGAAGAUGAUGGGCUCCUGCCCUUAGAUAAACUUAAGCAAAUAAUUGAAUAGAGAGCUAAUUAUAUUUCAUCUAAAUAAAGUUAAAAAAUAAAGGAAGAGGAUGAAGUUAGUAUUUGCUAAAAUGAUAUAAAAGAAAGCUAAAUUGUAGAAUAAAGAAACAAACAAUACACUCAUCAAUUUUUUGAGAAUGUUGUAAAGAGUGAUUUUCAACAGUUAGAAUAAAAAGAUAAUGUUAUGAAUGAAAGUGUGAUUCCUGAAUCACCUAAUCCAUAAGAUGUAAAAUAAAAAAAGAAUAUAUUUUCAAAUGACUGCAUAAAAGCUGAUGAUAUUCAAAAACCUAAUGAAAAAUAAAAAACUUAAGAUGAAAUUUAGUUAUAAAGCUAGAAAAUAAUUUAGGAAGCCAACACAAAUCAGUAAGAUAAUACAUAUUUAAAGUAACAGUAAAGUUGGUAAAAAAUUUAUAGCACCAAUUAAAUCAACCAUAUAAAUCCUCUCUCUUCUUAAUCAAUUAAUUCUCCUUAGAAUAAUUAGAAUAAGUAGCUCUUUGAUGGACUAGGCUUUAGAAAUAAGUAACAGUUCUUAAAAAAAGAAUUUGAAUUCCUACUUAAGCGAUAGAGGGGAAUCACAAUGACUCUAAAAUUCUUUUUGUACAAAUUGUCUUGUGAAAAAUUUUUCAAAACGGAAUAAGUUUUGCUUCUUGAUAAGGCAGAAAAAUAGCUUAAGAACGAUCUUGAUAUAUUUAUGAUUCUUAACAGAAUAAAGGAAUUGGAGAAAUUCAAAUCCUUGUUUUUAGAUAGAAAUCAAGAAAUUCUGUUCAACUUCUUCCCUAAACCUAUUAUUUCUAUUAAAAAUAGCAAUAGCAUACUUUCAUAUGCAGAAAUGACAGAACUUAUGAAGGAAUAAAAAUAUUAAAGAUAAAAAUCAAUCAAAGUAAACACAACAUAUAUGAAAAAAAUGAAGCUUAAAUUUAAAACAGCUUUGCUAGUUACUAAAGCUAUUUAGUUAUUUAAAAGACCACUUAAUAGAAAAAUUGAUAAAUUUGAUUCUUUAAAUGCUUACUAAAAGCUUUAUGAUGCUUACGAAUAAGUAAGAUCACAGGGCAUAAAUAAUAAGAUUAAUACAAAACUAAUUGAACUGCUUGGCGAGGAAAUGAACAAAAUUCUUAACAUAGCUAGCUUGCUUGAGGUCAAGAAUUUUAAAAAACCAGAAACUCAGACUUUAAUUUAAGAAAAUUUUAACUUACCAAUGAAUUCUAACAGUAUGAGAUAAUUAUUUCCACAAGUUUCACCUAGAAUAGAUUCUUAUAGAAGCUACUCAUUUUAACAAAAGUAAGGUGAACAAUUUCUUUCAGCUGAAUGUUUGAAUGAAAACAAAUAAUAUCUUAUUUAUAACUACCCUUCAUAAGAAUGA